AAAACUAACCAUUUAUAUGUUCAAUUUAUCGGAUUCAUUAAUUAGAGUAUCCUACUAGGCUUUGGUUCCAGAAAUUAAAAAAUAAAUAAUUUGGUUCAUGUCAGAUACGUCAUUUGGUCCUGCCACAGGCGCCACGACCUGUUUUCUUUGUCGAUUCCCCAUUCUAGCUUGAAAAAUCUCGUCAUACUGUUGGAAUGUUUAGGUUUAGAGUUUAGACCAAUCCCCUUUAAUUCCAUGGUCUAGCCCCACAGUGUCUAGCCUUUGACGUGUGCUGUCAGAGCAGUGCCAGUCUGUUUCUGUUCCAGUAAAGUGCUCCAGUGACAUGUUUAAAAAGACUAUUUUAUAAAAAGCUGCAGAUAGGAUAUCAUCCAUCAAUAUGGCGGAUGUUCAAUUCGGAAGAUAUUGUAUUCACUUCUUCAAUACCAGAGAAUGUCCAAAUGGUACUAAAUGCAGCUAUACACACAAAACAAAUCAUGAAGUAGAACAAUUCCACUAUGUUGUUGGAAACGAAUUUUUCUUGGGCAAACUACGUAACCAAAGGGUGUGUCGUUACUUCCGUAGGGGCCAUUGCAUUCAUCAACAGAAUUGUCACUACCUGCAUGACAAUUCAGAACCUGCUGCUGGCAGAGGUAGCAUCGACAGGGUCAGCCGUAAUACUAGGGCCGGAACAAAUGCAAAUCCUCCAUCUACUUCUCAAACUGCUGAUAUGGUCAACAAAAACACUGUGAAUAACAGGAAAGAAUUACCAAACAAACAGCUCAAGAUCUCUAGUGAAGAAAUACUUACUUGCAAAAAAAUAGAAGAAACAAGCAAGUCGGAAGACGCGAAAGAAGAAGGUGCUUGUGCAUCCCCUGUUAGUAGUUUUCGAGAUUCGUGGGUAAACGCACCCGAAUUCAUCCCAAAGUCCAGUCUUCAGCCUCGAAGUUACGCGGCGGUACUCGGCUCUGAAUCUGCUAAUGACGGUGCAGCUUGUUACACAGACUUAGUCGCCAACCGAAAACUGUGCCCAUACGCGAACAAGGAUGGUGUAUGUCGAAACAUCUUGCACUGCACAUACUUACAUGGGGAAAAAUGCGACAUGUGCGAACGGCUGAUACUGCAUCCUUUCAAUGAGGAACAGAGGAAAAAACAUAGACAGGAGUGUCUGAUGGAGCACGAAAAAAACAUGGAAUUAUCGUUCGCUAUUGCUCGCUCUAAGGAGAAGUCAUGCGGCGUCUGUUUCGAAGUGAUCAUGGAAAAAGCUAGUGGAGAACAAAGGUUUGGAAUACUGCCGAAUUGUAAUCACUGCUUCUGCUUGACUUGCAUCAGGAGGUGGAGACAAGCCCGGCAGUUUGAAAAUAAAAUUACAAGAGCUUGUCCGGAAUGCAGAGUUACCUCAGACUUCGUCUGCCCAAGCAUGUAUUGGGUAGAUACUAAGGAAGAUAAGGAUAAGCUAAUCGAUGACUACAAGUCUGCACUUGCCCGCAAAGACUGCAAGUAUUUUAAGAAGGGCCAAGGAAAAUGCCCCUUCGGUAACAAGUGCUUCUAUCUACAUGCUCUUCCUGAUGGUCGCAAGUUGGAUGUUGGACCUCCGCCAAGACAGAGAAGGCCCAGGAACCAGGAGAACAAUAUUGAUGUUUUGCAGGUCAUGCUGUGGGACUACCUAGACGAGCGCGAUUUUCCAUGGCAGUCUUUGGCCGAUGAUCUUGAGGAUCUGGUGUCGUUUUUUACCGAUUCUGACGAGUCGGAUUGGUCUGAUUAUGAGAUAUUCUUUGAUUAGUCUUUACAGAUAAUUAUCCAUGUCUAUCCGCAAUAUUUUGAUUAUUUUGUUCGGUUCUACUUUCAAGUAUUUCGUUACACUGAGGCUGAGGUUAACUAGAGCGAUUUUAAUUUUCAAGGUAUAAUUUUACACCUAUUCUUUUUGCGUCGUGUUGAAAUAUUGUGUAUUCAUCGUAAAUAUUUUUUUAACAUACUUAGAAGAGCAGAAAUCAGUUGAAAGCUAAACUAUUGUAUGCGUCUUAGCAACAAGGUUAUAAAGGAUGUAAAAAGUCUUAAGUAGAUAUUUCAUUGAUGGUUGAAUCUGUAAUUUUUCGCCAGGUUUUUGCAAAACCAAACCAGCUUAGGUGACUUUUUCACCACCUAUUUUACAUAGCAAAACGUGGUAGACUUCUCGCAGGUGACCUGAACAGCAGGGCGCAUGCAUAAUUCCAGCCAAGUUUUGUCAUUUUCGAAACAAACUUAUCUUUGGCAACAUUGAGCAAAUCUUAUUUUUGAGUUUUAAAACCUCUCCUGUGGAUGUUACAUAAUUCGAGAUCAAAUAGUCAAAUUGUUACAUACAGGGUUUGUCCGGAAAGUAAUAGGACCGCGCACGCUCCUAAGUAGUCAUGGCGGAAGAAAAUGAGUCCUAUUACUUUCCGGACAAACCCUGUAUACCAGUAAGAUUCAAUAAAGUCGCACUCAAAUGUACCAAAUAUGGUUUGCACCCACUGACUCGGAGGCAAGAUGUAUGUAAUGAUCUAAUGAUACAUGUCCCUACACCAUUUCAAAUAGAUUGCUUGCCUUUGGGGGAUUCUAAAAAAUACUGCUUCGUGGAAAAUAUCCAGUGUCAUCGUGGCAUUAGCUUCCGUAAAAUUCGAUACAUUGUUUUCUGCGAUGAACUGUGGCAUUAAAUUUUCGAAAUUCUACGUAUUUUUUGUCGCCGAAGCUUUAAGAACUGUCGCAACAGUUCGCUGUCUGGUACCCUGGAUUUAACUGCUAUCAAAAUUAUUAUCAUCACUUUUUUAUUCUAAAAGUGGAUAUGGAUAAUUAUGAAGAGUACCUUGCGAUUUUAGGACUCAUAAAGGUUUUGUUUUAAAUGAAGAAUGAUGGAUUUUUACGUGACUUUAUGUAACCUUAUGUUGAUAUAUACACGUGUAAUACAGAUCUAUCAAACUAGGAAUAUUAAACUGAUUAAAAAAUUUAGAGUUUUUGAUUUGUCAUUCAUGUUUGGUGAAUGUAAAUACAGGGUUUUCCUAAAAUUGUUUCCCGGAAUGUCAACCUGUCUUCCCUUAUUUUUGUGUAGUACGAGCCUGGGCCAAAAUAUGGAACGGAUAGAUUUCUGAUUAAUCUUCAUACAAAAUACAGAAAGAAAUCUAAUUUCUUUCAACAUCAUGUAUCAACAAGAAUUUAAUUGGAACACCCUGUAUACACAUUAUGGGCAGCAGCUAUAGCCCUGCCGAGAUACAGCUAGAUUUAUGAAAUCAAUGAUGAAAUUUUAUCCACCUCUAUAAAGAUAUCGAGACAAUUUUGUUACUUGUUCAGCACUGCAUAACAAUUACCCAAAAAAAUCUCUGACUCAUGUAACCAGGGAUGACUUGGAUACUUGACGUCUACUAUUUUACUUUCUAUCCAAUGAAUCCUGUAUCUUAGCAAUGGGCAUUUGAUAAUAUGUUCGUGUUACUUUUUAAUGUACUUUCUGUCCUAAAAAUAUCACUACUGUUUCUGGAAUGGCUUGUGAAAGUAUGUAGCUAUUGGUGUAUUGUAUCAACGUUCAACCUCAAAACAUGUAUUAAUUUUAAAACAAAACAUUAUUUAUUCGAUGUUCUUUAUGUUCAUUUAAUGUUGAUACAUACUGGUGCCAGGAUACAUGACACAUUGACUUUUUUGAUAGUUUUUUAGAAUAAGUGUAGAGUGAGUGAACCAACUCUACACCUUCGUAUAUAUAUAUAUAUAUAUAUAUAUAUAUAUAUAUAUAUCCUUUGGGUAGAAGGCAGGCAGUAUUAUAACUUAAUCUCUCAAGCUUUCGAAGAUCUAUGUCUUCAUCGUCUGGAGCUGGAAACAAUUAUUAACAAUAGCAACAAAUAGCAAUUAGGAGAGAAAUAUUUACUUACUAAGUCGGCGAGAUUGUUGCUGAAAUUGUUUUUAAAAACAACAGUGAAGGGGACACAUAGUCGAGGAAUAAAAAACUGGACUGAUGAGGUUAUACAGAGGUCGGACGGUUUUUAAAAGAUCACAAAAUUUUUACCCAAGAACAAAUUUAUUGGCAGAUUCGGGUUAACAAUGAAAUAGCGUUUGUCGUGUGGUCGCCGUUUUUGACGAUGCUGGAGGCGUUCUUGAAAGUUCGCGUAGACUCUCUCCAACAUCGUUCUCCCAACGUGGGCGACUUCCACGCGAAUUGCCUCCUUCAACUCGUCCAGAGUUCGGGGCUUGUGCUCGUAUGAGGUAUCCCCAUAGGAAAAAAUCACGUUUGGAUAAAUCUGGGGAUCGAGGAGACCGAUGAACAUCAAACUUGGAAAUAAGGCGAUCAUGAUCAUCGUUGCUUUGGCUGUGUGGGCGGUCGCCCCAUCCUGUUGGAACUUGUCGUAUUUCAGGUAAAAAGAAGCCCCGAGUUCACCGUAACAGCAUUGCCAUUACCGACUACGAAGAAGUAAGGGCCGAUGAUGCAAGUUUGCGAUACAGCGCACCAAACCGCCACUUUUGGGAUGUGCAGCGGUCUUUCACGUCGAACAAGUCCCGCAUUUUCAGAGCUAGUCGUUUAAAACACAUCCGUCCCUUGUACCGAACCAUGUACGUUAUAAUAUAUUUGAUUCGUAUUUUAUAGGAAUAUGUAACCAGAGUAGUGAACGCACCUCCACUCACCCCACCAGCUGACAAGUAGAGUUAAUUUCGAACAUGAAAUCCAGUGUAAGUAUCGAAGAGGAAUUACAGAAAACUAUAGUUCCUGAGUCCAGCAGUCCCAAGAUGAUGCAAUUCAAAAUCUGCAUAUAGGUAGUGUUUUACAGAUUUACGAGUUACGUUCAUACUAUCCUGAACACUUUGAUACUGAGCAAGAAGACAUGCGUUUGAAUUCGAUCAGUCAUACAAAAAGGUAUUAAAUCAAAGGUUAAUGUCAAAUAUCAAAGUCCACCUUUUUCGAUCUGAGGUUUCCUUCACUACAUUUGAUAAGAAUAAGGAGCAAGAUGAGUAAGCCCCUUUCGGGGAAUAGAUCAAUAAGAACGCCUUGAAGUUAACGGCAAUAAAAAGGCCUCACAUCGAACAAAAUCGCUCUUGAGACAAAUAUAAGGAGGGUGCAUUUUGCGCUUAUUCACCGGAAUAUCGUAUUUUAGACAAUUGAAGAGUGUAAACAUUAGCAUUUCAUAGUUAUCUAGAACUACCAUUGCCAGUUUUAUAAUGUUAUAUAACACGAUCAUAGGGUUAUGCAAGAUUAUACAUUGAAUUGAUCGGGAAACCCUGAAUAUUCAUUUAAAUCAAAUAACAAUUGUAAAUUUGUAGUAACUCGGUAAAAAAUGAUGGUAUUGUUUUUCUAAGAGGAGCAUUGAAAAGCUGCAAAUGUCUAGCGUUAGAAUAGUCGAGUCAAGCUACAGCUACCAGGCAAUCCAAGGAAAUAGUGUGAAAAAAUUGGAGGUCUUUUAUACUUUUAAUUGGAAAAAUGUUUUCCGCUGAAUAAUUGCAUAAACUCGAUAGCCAAUUUUUGUCGAAAAAGGAUCUUGCCUUUGAUCAUCGGAAUCUCAGAAACUAAUCACCGUACGUGAAAUCUAAAGGUGAUUUUAAAAGCUGGAAUGCAAUUUCAUGAAGAUAAUGAUCAUUUAUGGAAUAACAAUUUUUCUUCACCUUUCAUAUGACCUGAAAAAAAAAACAGGUCAAAAGUGGUAAUUUAUGUUUUUUUCGGAGAGCCAAGCAAAUAUCGAUAGAAUACAAUAAUCUUGUAAAAUUUCGCUUUUCUCUACCUAGACUUUUUUUUACAAUCAUAUUUGCGAUAUAAUUGAAGGAUCACGUCUAUUGCUGAUAAAAAAUAUUUUUUGCAGAUACAAACGUGAUCCAUUUUUUUUUAAAUUUAAUUGUCCAAAGCAAAAAAACCGUACUGGUAUUAUUAUGUGUGUAUAUGGAGCUGUAAAAAUCACGCUCAACAUUAGCCAUCUUGUCAGUAUUUGGAAUUAAGCCCUUGUUUUAAAGAAACUCAGAAAUUACCUCUUUACCUGUUCUAUUUUCAGUUAUAUGAAUGAUUAUUGAUCCUUUUAGAGAAUCCAUUCCAACUUUUGAUUUCGGUACGAUGAUGGGUUUCUGAGAUAUCGAAGAUCGAAGCUAAAAUCUCAGCAAGGAAUUAUUGGAAAAUUAGGAUACUUUGAAGGUCUGGAGUGUUCGAAAUAUUAAUUGGUAAAUGUUCCCGAUUAUUCAACGUUGCCUUUUUUAAAUACCAUAAUAGUCAUGUACCCUCGUAUCCACAGAAAUCGUCUGUGAUAUGUUUCUUCAUUAAAUUGUAGUACUAGCUUUAAUUCAAGUGAGAAUGUAUUUCUAUUAUACCUCUAGAUUUUUGUAACUGUAAUUAAAAUUCUAUUGGAAAAAAACUAAAUAUAUGCAAAAUUUUGUGGGUAGUGUUGUUGAAAAUGUGAUCUAAUGUGAUUGGAUUAUGUGUUAUGCACGUAGGCGUUUUGUAUUCACUUUUAGGAUUUAUUUGGUUGAUUUGAAAUCGAUAGUUCCGUUAAUUUUUAAGAGCUUUUAUCAGUGUCCCUAUAUAGUAUAUAAUCGAGCGUUUCUGUUAAGGAAGGAUCGAAGUGAGCGACAAAAUAGCAGACUAACACUUUCUGUUGCGGAGGAAUCGUCUAAUGAUUAAAUUGAGAGAUAUUUUCAAACGUUGCAGCUUAAGCACAAAACGUAUGGAAUUUGACCACCGAUCAAUCUUUACGAAAAUUCGAUACUGGAAUAUGAGCUGUUCGGUAACAGCUUCGACAAGAGAAAAAAGUCACAAGGACUCAAUUCAGGCGAAUAAGGAGGCUGAGGACCCACAGGCAUGUUUUACUAGCCAAAAACUGGUUUAUUGAGAUUGCGGUGUAUACCUGAAAUAUUUUUGGAACAUCUGAUCAGCACAGCUUGAACUCACACUAUACGAAUUUUCGUUAAAAUUGCCCGGCCAUCAAAUUCCAUGUUUUGUGCCUGGUACAGAAUCUUUUAAACCAUUUGCUUACAUGUCUUGUCAAACCGUUUUGUUAAUGGAUGUCUUUCCCAAACAGCCUUGUCGUUGGAAAAAGUGAUAAAUCCAGAACAUUUUUUCAUUCAUAAAUAUCUUAAAUUCCCAAGUAGCUUACAGUCUUAACCCAGUUACAGUUGAUAUUACUUUGACUGUUUGCAUCAGUAGGCGUUUCUUCCAAAAUCAUUUACUUAAUUUCGUUUCGCAUAAUCAUUUUGUAUUUGAACUUACCAAAAGAUAAGGCAUCUAAGAUGCAUCAUUCUGCUAAUCUAGAUGUUACCCUAGAUGAUGUGGUAUUAUAUAAGAGGUGCUACUGGUAUUCGUAUUGUUUCCACGUAUUUACGGAAAGUUGUUUUAAAAGAUUGUUUUGUAGAACUAUUUUUAAUAUUCAUAAAUAUUGAUCGCAACUAGAACCAUAAAGUGCUAUAUGACUUCGAAGUUGAGUCAUUUAUUUUAACAGCGAGUAGAUCUGAUCAAAAGAAAUGUUUUUUUCCUUUACCAUUUUUCUGGAAAAAUUAAAGUAACAAAGUUAUAGCCCUUUGGAAGUUUGAGUACCGCCCUGUCUCAAUAAUAUCAUGUGCUCGUGUUUGGCAACAACGGAUAUAAUCCGCCUUAUCGGUUCAUCGCAUCGGAAACAAAAAAGCGAAGGAAUUUGGAACGAUGUUUUUACAAUUAUGUUAUUCAGUUCAGUUAUACAUACAGUCAGUGUCAGUCGCGUGUGAAUAGUGUCUGUUGCGUGGCUCAAACGAAAUAAAAAAUGGCACAUGUUUAUGCGGAUCGGUUUCCCAAUCGAGUGCAACCAACCCCUCGUGCCUUUGUUAAUGUAGUACAACGGGCUCGUGAAUCAGGUGACUUAAGACCUCACAGGGGACCUCACGAUCAAAUACAGGUCCGCACUGAAAUACUUGUCGGGAGGAUACUUUAUAAAACAAGGUAAUUUUUUUUUUUUUAUUUUUACACACAUAUUUUGGUUUAUCUUCCUUCUACAAUCAUUAUCUGAAAAUUAAUGACUCAACUUCAAAGUCAGCGAACCUUUAGAAGCAGAAACUAAGUACCUAAGGCUUUUAGCGAUUUUGUUUGAAAUACCUGAUUUUGAAAACCACAAAAGCUGGUCAUCAUCCAAAUGGACCUGCUUUCAAGUAACAGAUUUCAAACGACACGUUGAUAGUUCUACAAAACAUAUAAGUGUUUACCUAAGUAAUUCUUAUUGAAAUUUGGAUAGUGAUUAUUGUAAAACAUGAGCUGGAAAUAAAUCUCUGUAAAAACGC
Molecule: messenger RNA, 8190 nt
Organism: Acanthoscelides obtectus
Lineage: Eukaryota; Metazoa; Arthropoda; Insecta; Coleoptera; Chrysomelidae
Source: the annotation of a GenBank genome assembly